Choloepus didactylus (southern two-toed sloth) is the source of this 6524-nucleotide messenger RNA. It is a transcript of the gene USP31, whose product is annotated as ubiquitin specific peptidase 31. Bases 172 to 4239 code for a protein of 1355 amino acids. The transcript has 16 exons. The record is from RefSeq and is a predicted model, not a curated record. Lineage: Eukaryota; Metazoa; Chordata; Mammalia; Pilosa; Megalonychidae. Gene Ontology annotation, biological process: protein deubiquitination. Gene Ontology annotation, molecular function: cysteine-type deubiquitinase activity.
CGCCUGCCGGCCGCUGAUCGCUUGCUGGCUUGUUCGGCGGCGCUCUGAGGUGUGUGGGGCGUGAAGUUCGCCCGGCCCCGUGAGGCGUGGCGCGGCGGGAUGCUGCGGCUGCUGUAGCGGGGCCGCUGGCCGAGCGGACGGGCGCGGUGAUGAGCGUCGGCGGCCGCUGCCAUGUCCAAGGUAACUGCGCCCAGUCCCGGGCCGCCGGUGGCGGCGGCGGCGGGCGGGAAGGAGAAGCGCUCCUUCAGCAAGCGGCUAUUCCGGAGCGGCCGCGCGGGCGCGGGCGCCGGCGCAGGGAGUCCCGCGGGGCCCGGGCCGGCUGCUCCCGCCUCGCCCUCCUCGGCGCGCUCUGUGGGCAGCUUCAUGAGCCGCGUCCUCAAGACGCUUUCCACGCUCUCGCACCUUAGCUCGGAGGGCGCCACCCCCGACCGCGGCGGCCUCCGCAGCUGCUUCCCGCCCGGGCCGGCCGCCGCGCCCGCGCCACCGCCGUGCCCACCGCCGCCCGCCGCGCCCGCCGCGCCCGCCGCGCCCGCGCCGCCCGCCUGCGCCGCCGAGCCGGUCCCGGGGGUGGCGGGGCUCCGCAACCACGGCAACACGUGCUUCAUGAACGCCACGCUGCAGUGCCUCAGCAACACUGAGCUGUUCGCCGAGUACCUGGCGCUGGGCCAGUACCGGGCGGGGCGGCCGGAGCCCGAGCCCGAGCCGCCGGCGGACCGCGGCGCGCAGGGCCGGGGCGAGGUCACCGAGCAGCUGGCACACCUGGUGCGGGCCCUCUGGACCCUGGAGUACACCCCGCAGCACAGCCGAGACUUCAAGAGUAUUGUAUCAAAGAACGCACUGCAAUAUCGGGGGAAUUCCCAGCAUGAUGCCCAGGAGUUUCUGCUGUGGCUUUUGGACCGAGUUCAUGAAGACCUCAAUCAUGUUGUGAAGCAGAGUGGCCAGCCUCUUCUGAAGCCACCAUCAGAGACUGAUAUGAUGCCUGAGGGACCAUCCUUUCCUGUCUGUAGCACUUUUGUACAAGAACUUUUUCAAGCCCAGUACAGAUCUUCAUUGACAUGUCCUCAUUGUCAGAAACAGAGCAAUACUUUUGACCCUUUCCUCUGCAUCUCUUUGCCAAUUCCUCUACCCCACACAAGGCCUUUGUAUGUCACCGUAGUGUAUCAAGGGAAAUGCUCUCACUGCAUGAGGAUCGGUGUGGCCGUGCCUUUGUCUGGGAGUGUCGGCAGACUUCGAGAAGCAGUGUCCAUGGAAACAAAGAUCCCCACGGAUCAGAUUGUGUUAACGGAAAUGUACUAUGAUGGGUUCCAUCGUUCCUUCUGUGACACAGACGAUCUGGAAACAGUCCAUGAAAGCGACUGCAUUUUUGCAUUUGAGACUCCAGAAAUAUUUAGGCCUGAAGGAAUUCUCAGUCAAAGAGGAAUUUACUUAAACAAUAAUCUAAACCACUUGAAAUUUGGCUUGGAUCACCAUAGACUGUCUUCCUCUACACAAACAGCAGCAAAGCAAGGGAAAAUGGACUUGCCCUCUACAAGAGCGGGGAGUGACAAGAUUGUUCUCUUGGUGUGUAACCGAGCCUGUACUGGACAGCAGGGGAAAAGGUUUGGACUGCCUUUUGUGCUGCACUUAGAGAAGACUAUAGCAUGGGACCUUCUGCAGAAGGAGAUCUUGGAGAAGAUGAAGUAUUUCUUGAGGCCCACGGUUUGUAUUCAGGUGUGUCCAUUCAGUUUGCGUGUGGUCAGUGUUGUAGGAAUAACAUACUUACUGCCCCAGGAGGAAAAGCCCCUGUGCCACCCAACAGUAGAAAGGGCAUUAAAAUCUUGUGGACCAGGUGGCACUGCUCAUGUGAAAUUAGUAGUAGAGUGGGACAAGGAGACAAAAGAUUUCUUGUUUGUAAAUACCGAAGAUGAGUAUAUCCCUGAUGCAGAAAGUGUCCGUCUGCAGAAGGAGCGUCAUCAUCAGCCUCAAACUUGCACUUUAUCCCAGUGUUUCCAACUCUACACCAAAGAGGAACGGCUUGCCCCAGAUGAUGCCUGGCGUUGUCCACACUGUAAGCAGCUGCAGCAGGGGAGCAUUACAUUAAGCCUGUGGACUCUGCCUGACGUGCUUAUUAUACAUCUGAAGAGAUUUCGACAGGAAGGAGACAGGCGUAUGAAACUUCAGAACAUGGUCAAGUUCCCCUUGACUGGCCUGGACAUGACACCUCAUGUGGUGAAGAGAAGCCAGAGCAGCUGGAGUUUGCCAUCACAUUGGUCCCCAUGGAGACGGCCCUAUGGACUCGGGAGGGACCCUGAGGACUACAUCUAUGACCUGUAUGCUGUGUGCAAUCAUCACGGCACCAUGCAAGGGGGGCACUACACAGCCUACUGUAAGAACUCUGUGGAUGGUCUCUGGUACUGCUUUGAUGACAGUGAUGUGCAGCAGCUGUCAGAAGAUGAGGUCUGCACACAGAUGGCAUACAUCCUGUUUUACCAGAGAAGGACGGCUAUACCCUCCUGGUCAGCCAACAGCUCAGUGGCAGGCUCCACAAGUUCUUCCCUGUGUGAACACUGGGUGAGUCGGCUCCCAGGGAGCAAGCAAGCCAGUGUAACGUCUGCGGCUUCCUCCAGACGCACCUCCCUGGCCUCGCUCUCAGAGUCCAUGGAGAUGACUGGAGAAAGGAGUGAAGAUGAUGGAGGCUUUUCAACUCGACCGUUCGUGAGAAGUGUCCAACGUCAAAGCUUGUCAUCCAGAUCCUCUGUUACCAGCCCCUUGGCCAUCAGUGAAAAUUGCAUUAGACCUUCUUGGUCCCUGUCUGCUAAGCUGCAGAUGCGCUCCAACUCUCCUUCCCGAUUCUCAGGAGACUCUCCAAUUCAUACAUCUGCCUCCACCUUGGAGAAGAUUGGGGAGGCAGUGGAUGACAAGGUCUCCAUCUCUUGCUUUGGUAGCUUGAGGAACCUUGCUAGCAGUUACCAGGAACCAAGUGAUAGUCAUAGACGACAUGAGCACAAGACUAUGGGUCGGGCCCCUCUGGCUGUCAUGGAAGGUGUGUUCAGAGACGAAUCAGACACCCGCAAAUUAAACUCCAGUCUUAUAGACAUAAAGAGCAAAAACUCAGCACAAGGGGAUCGCUUGCCCCCCAUCUGUGAUCCAUUUGAUAACAAUAACCAGAUUGCUUAUGUGGAUCAGAGUGAUUCUGUAGACAGCUCUCCAGUCAAAGAAGUGAAACCCCCAAGCCUUCCAGGCUCACUCACAAAGAAACCAGAGACCACAACCAAGAGAUCGCCCAGCUCCAAACGCAUUUCUGAGCCAGAUAAAAGCUUGCGGAAGGGGAGACCAGUCUUGGCAAGCCAGGAAUCAUCUCUUUCAAGUACAUCUCCUUCUUCUCCUGUUCCUGUCAAAGUUUCUACAAAGCACCCCCGCUCCCGAAGCAAAGCAGAUUCUUCCUCUAGGGCCAGUAGACGUCAUUCAUCCCCUGCCUCUGCCCAACCCAAAAAGGAGUCAUCGCCUAAAUCCCAGGACCUCACAUCGUCUCCUUCACCACAGAAGGAGAAGCCCACUUCUUCCCUCACUUGCACUACUUCUUCCGCAUCUGCCAAAAAAGCCUCGGGCUCUGCCACAAGGGGACCCUUCCCUCUUGGAAAGAGCAGGACUUCGGACAGAAGCCUAAGUAGGGAGGGCUCCAGACAAAGCUUGGGUUCUGACAGAACCAGCGUCACCUCCGUUUCCAAACCCAACUCCCCUCGGGUGGGUCAGGCCAGAGUUGGGGAGAGCAGAGGGGAUGGGAAGCAUGUCAGGAGCUCUUCCAUGGCCAGCCUGCGGUCCCCCAACACAAGUGUGAAGUCUGGUCUGAAGAGAGACAGCAAAUCUGAGGACAAGGGACUGUCCUUCUUCAAAUCAGCCUUGAGGCAGAAGGAAACCCGGCGGUCAACAGAUCUUGGCAAAACAACCUUGCUCUCCAAAAAGGCAGGCGGGAGCUCUGUCAAGUCGGUUUGUAGGGGUGCAGUGGAUGAUAAGUCAGAGAAAGGCCACCAGCCUCCAGGUUCCCAGCAGCCAGAUGCAAAUGCAGUUGGAAAAGAACAGCUUAUCUCCAAGGAUCCUGGUUCUGCUAAACAUUCCCUGCUGUCUGCUCGUAGAUCCAAGUCUUCCCAGCUAGAUGCAGUUCCCUCAUCUCCUGGUGGCAGGCAGUCUGCUGAGAAAUCCUCAAAAAAGUUAUCUUCUAGCAUGCAAACCUCUGCACGGCCUUCUCAAAAACCUCAGUGAUAUUUCUGCAAUCCAAGUGUUUUAUCUGUAUAGAUGUUUAUUUAUUUAGAAUCCCUCCCCUCCCACCAAAGCCCUCUAUGCUUUUGUUUUGUGUUUUUUGGGCCAUGUGCCUGGUGUGUGUGUAUGUGUAUGUGUGAGUGUGUGUGUGUGAGGAGAAUUCAAUUGCAAAUUGUUAAAAGCGUCGCCUUAUUCUGCCAUUGAACCAAAUAACAGCCAUAGGCAAAGUAUCGAUACCAAGCUAACUGGAAUAAUUGUAGACAAUACCUUGGACAGUCCCUUUAGCAGUUGUACAUAUUUCUUUCUAGAGAACUCUAAUGAUUUUUGUCAGACACUAGGGUUUUGAAACCUGUGAACCAGUUAAGCUGUCAUUAAUUAGUGCACUCUGUAGAAGGAUGAAUUAUUUGAUUUGGGUUUCAUCUGAGAAGGAUUUGUCUUCAUUAUGGAUUGUCUUGUGGUACCGGGAGCUCUAAAAACUGUGACAGGAACAAUGAGACAAACUGAUGGAAAACUGUUGCUUUCUGCACUUUCGCCCCAUCUGCCGGUUUUUGUAAAAGGCAAUAUUUUAACACUAAUGUUUCUCAGGUAUAUACUAAGCUAGACUAGGAAGUAUAGGAUACACAUCAGUGAAUGGAUUAAAGAGGAAGGUGAUGUGUGGGUGACUGUGUCAUUUCUCCUACUGCCACAGAUGGAAGGUUUUAGAAGUAGGAAUGAGGUGUUUACCUUCCUUCAUAUCUGCAAAGUUAGUGUGUGCUGUAAGCUGUCUUGAGAGUCAAGAGGUGGCAAAUUGGAUAGCCAGAAAGCCAGCCACUAGUGGUUAAAUUUUUUUCUCUUCUAAAUUUGCUAGCCAAGGCCAUUGGGGUUUUGAAAUAUGGUAGAGCAGUUAAUAUCUUUGAAAGAUUCCUGGAAAAAAAUGGAUUCUAAACUGGAUGCACACAUCUAUACACCAUUUUCCUUUUAUUUGGUGUUGCUUCUUUGCAUGUUAAAAGUUGAAAGCUCCAUGUUGCCCUGUGUUUGCCUGCUUAUGUUUCCUUGUCUUGUAAUUUCAAGAAGAAAGAAGUUAUCUAAUGCCAAAAAUCAGUGAUGGCAUGUUAAAGGGAUGGGUGACAAAGUAUUACAUGUCCAUCUCUGAGUCUACCUAUUAGUUUUAGUUAGGACUGUUUCCAGUAAUUCAUUCAUUUCUUCUUCAUGCUGAAGUUUUAGUCUCUUAUCCAGAACUCCAAGCAGGAUUGGAGUGUGUUCCAUCUGGCAGCAUUGGUGCAUAUUAUAUAUCUUACUUAGGAAAAAAGUGAACCUCACAAAAAUCUUACACUUUUAACAAGAUACAUAGUUUUUCAAGCUUUUUGGUGGUAUCCUGGUAAUAGUUUCCUGGUCAGUUUUUAGGGUUUUUUUUGUUUUUGUUUUUUAAUGUCAAGAAAGUCAUGGCCCCAAUUCUCUUUGAAUAGCACUUGUCGUUUUGCUGCAAAACAGCAGGCUAAGCCUGUGUGCUUUCACGUUUGUGGGUUUUUUUGUUUGUUUUGUUUGUUUGUUUUUUUCCAGAUAGAGACCUCAAGUUCUUCCUGAACUCUUGGUGCGCAGAUCCAUUUAUAAAGUUCCUUUUCAAUUUGCUGUGUAUGAAGUGAACAGAACACAUCUACAUGCACAGCUGUGAAUACUACACUGCCCAUUUGUUUCUUUUCUUUCUUUUUUUUCUCCCAUGAACACCUCUUGGGAACUGUUCCCUGUAGGCUCCUUUAUUUUGCUGCUGAUUGGGGCAUUAGCAGGUAGCUUGCAAGUCUGGAGACCAUUUUUGUUAAGGGUAGCUGGAAUUUCAGACCCUUCCAAGAUUUAAGACUUCCAUAUUCAGCCUUGUGAAAGUUACCAUAGUGCUCAAAGUAGUUUAACCUUGAGUUUUACUAUUGCACCCUGUCCUGUUGUUACCCAUUGCACCUUGUCCUUACUCACCACUUCACUGGGCCCAUUGCACCCAGUCCUUACUCACCACUUACUGGGUUUCCUUGUGUUACUGUGCAGUCUUCUUUGGGAUCCCAGUGCAGCCUUGCUCUCCUCUGCUUCAGUGUGGCUCCUGGAUGACUGCCUGCAACAUCACAUUGGUAGCCCUAUCAGUGUAUAGCCCCUGCUGGUUUUCCUGUGUCACUUUUAUUUCCUCAAAAAGAUGUACCAUGUGUGGGGAUUGUCAAUAUCAGGAACUGAAUAUUUGUCUAAUUUGAACCUCUCAUCUAUCUUUAGGUAGAUCUCAUUUGAAAUCUGAGUCUCUGAAGCCAUCUUAGAAUUAUAGUUUGAUUAGA